This is a messenger RNA of Anopheles funestus (African malaria mosquito), 3515 nucleotides long. Its product is annotated as FHF complex subunit HOOK interacting protein 2A-like. The record is from RefSeq and is a predicted model, not a curated record. Lineage: Eukaryota; Metazoa; Arthropoda; Insecta; Diptera; Culicidae. The coding region runs from base 214 to 2754 and encodes 846 amino acids. The transcript has 6 exons.
GAAAUACAUGAAAACAUCAAGAAAAAAAAGUCAAUACAGAACAGGUGCAAAAUCGCAAAUACAGAAUUUGCAGUGUUUAUGUGUGAAAAUUUCUAAGCCAUAUUUUCCCAGUACUUCUACAGGAUUGUAGAUUUUCGAAACAAAGUAUGAAUUCCACGAAGUCCGUUCGUUAAUUCUAUGUAAAAUAGUGCAUGAAUCAAACGCUACAAGUGAAUGUUUCUCUGCCGAAAGUUGACCGAAAUCGAUAAAAUGUUUGGAAAACUAUCAGAAGUUUUGCAAACGGCGGCCGACGUGCUUGCACCACCGCCAACCGCCCUGCAGGAUUUUGACUAUCACUAUCGGUUGGUCAAAAAUUUUUACAUCGCCGAUAAAACCUUACCAAAGAUACACAUAAACGAUACCAACAUUCCAUCGCACCUGGACCAAAUGCUGCAAAUACUGAUACGCGAAGAGCAACAGUUGGAAGCCCCAUCGAAAGCGGACACCGUCGCUGCACCAGCCGAUGCACCAUCGAGCAGCUUGCAAAUGUCACCGAAACCCAAUCCACCACCAACAAAGGCCGAGUGUAUGGAGUUCGUGUUAAGCAAUCGGCCGCUCGAUGUGUUGAUCGAGUUUGCCGUCAACGAUACACCGCCCGGUGCGCGCUAUAUUGUGCUGAACUGGGUUCGACGAUUUCUUUCCUGCCUAAAGUGUCCUCCGCUAGGCCAUGCCAGCAUUUUCCAACCCGUCCAACGGCUGGUCGAGAUCUGCAGCGGUACUUAUGCUUCCCCGUACGAACGAGAGGAAAUACUGUUUCUCGAAACGGUGGCCGGACUGGUGCGCAAGGACUCAAUACUGGUCAAUCUGUUCCUUAAGUCUCAUCACCAUUCCGCACAAAUGUUGGCCAACUGGAAGGGGUUAGGCGUAAAUAAGGCACCUGUGAAUAAUCCACUGUUUGUAAGCACAAAAAUUGAAUAUGAUACGCGACGAAUUUCGCUGGUUGCGGAAGAUGGUGAAGGUUCAUCGACGAAUGAGGCUGUGCAUAUGGGAAAAGACAAAAGUGAACCGUCGGAUGAUACCGGUGGUACAAGCGACCCCGAAAACUGUGACUGUGAUGAGGAAGAUCACUUUAGUCUGUUCGAUGCGAUAGUCAGUUAUCUGGAUAGUGCGGAUAGCACCAUAGUCGUACGAGCGUGUGAAGGUGUGCUCAUACUAGCGUCCUUGCCAACGCUACAACAAUCGUGCAAAGCUAUCCGAAACACGAUCGUACGCUUUGCUACCAUGAUGGCUGGCCGGCUUGCAUCAAACUGUCAGCAAAUUCCGGAAGACAUGGACACGGGUGAUAUCGAAGAUGCCAACGUAACGUGGGGAUUGUUCCCGCGCGAUCCCGAGCAACCGCACUACAUUGGACGGUACCAACUGACGGCCUUCCUCUGUUGGUUAGAUUAUUGUGAUUGUUUGCUGAAGGAAAGUGCACUACUAGUACCGGAGCUGGGGCCGCGUAUACGCGAUGAAAUGCUGAUUAACUACAUCGAACCGGCUCUCGUCGGAUGUUACGCUCCUUUUAUGCUGGUGCUGACGGCCAAAAUCAUCAAGAAGACACAAUCGAAAGCGUUGCUCGAUGAAAUUGCCAACUGGCUGAUCGGUGAAGAUGAACUGAUGGAUGUUAACAACUGCUUACUAACGAUUCUGAUAGAAAAUGGCCACGAAAAUACGGACAUUCUCCUGCCGACGUUACAGUUUGUUGAGUCAUUAUUGGAUAAUCCACACGAAAAGAUACUACACGGGAUGCUUUUCUUCUACAUUAACAACCGAGGUUAUUAUGACGGAAAUUCGCAAACUAUACAGUCGUGGUCGGACGAGGAGGAUAACCGUGAAAGGCGUCGUGGCAGUACAGAUGAUCCGAUCAAGUCUCGCACUUUGGCCCCUAGCAAUAUAUUACGCGUCAUCAAUCACUUCCUGUUGCUACUACCACGGCAAAUCAUUAACGAUGCCGGUGGUAUAUGCUACGAGGAAUACAUGCAGGACGCAAAUCGCCAUUACCAAACAUGGAUAAAGAAAACGCACGGAUUUUGCUGGCCAGUAGAAGCUAUCUGGCCGAGCAGCGGUGAAUCGUCACCACUUGCUGGUACCAGUGUUGAACCAACGAUGUCCACGUGCACGAGCGGCCUUAUGACGGUCGUUCCACUUGCCCCAAUGAAACAGCCAAAAAAGCAACGAAACAAAUGCACGGCCGACAGCCAUGCGAGCAUCGAUCUUCAAACGUGCGGUGAUAGUGGCAUAUCGGAGGAAAGUUUCUACGAAGGGCCGCUGCUGAAAUUGUUAUUCUCACACGUAAAACAGAUGAACACGCAAGCGUAUGAGCUAAAUCUGGCCGUGAUUGCGAUCCUGUCCAAGCUGGCACUGUUUCCUCAUCCAUACUUGCAUGAGAUUCUGUUGAAUCCGGAAAUUCCAGUUGCUGCCGGUGCAACGACCCUUUGGUCGGUAAUGCAAUUUCUUGCCCGGCAGCUACUAACAGAGAUUCCGCGUGUGGAAGGAUUUCAGGAGAAGAUCAAGGAAACGGGCCGAAGAUUGCUUUCCAAUCCACCGCUCUACCAUAAAGACUGUGAAAAUGGAGAAUCUACCACGGGGACUAAUGAUUCUGCCACCGGUAUGCCGAUAGAAGAGGAGGACGAGAUCAACGAUCCAUUGUUUGAGUCGAUCGUUGUAUUGGAAGAAUUUUGCAAGGAACUAGCAGCGAUCGCGUUCGUAAAGUAUCAUCAUGCGAAGGAGUAAGAGCUGGCUAGAAAAUUCGAACGCGCCGUAGCACAACGUAGAUACGAGAGCUGCUCUACCUGCUGCUUUAGGGUGACUUUCCAUUCUUUGAAGCCGCACAUACUAUCUUAAGUAGCGCAAUAUCGUUCAGGGCCGAUUAAUGGUUGAGAACGUUUUAGUUUUAAUGGUCCAUUAUUAUCUAGUCUUUGCCAAACAGCAAAACGUUGCAGUGCAAAAACGAAACCGCUAAGCGAAACAGGAGAAAAAAAAUCGUGAAUAGUUUUUCGGAUUGCUAACAGAAUAUUCGACAGUAUCUUCUCGGUCAUAAGGCGCGUUGGGUUAAGACGCUUAUUUUGGUGUCAAACAUUAUGCUCUAGAAAUGUACCUUAUGCGCGUUUCUUUUAUUCUCGUAAAAUAUAGUUGAAUUUUAAAAAACCACAACUGAAAUGUGAUAUAAAACGCGUCGUAUUCCAGGUGUAUUGGCUAACUAACCGAAUAAGGAGUCUAUUUAUUCCAGAAACUGUUCAAUCCUCCACAACUGUCCGAUCAUUUUGUAUGUUUUGAUCAUUUUUAUCUCGCUCUCUCACACUCGUUCUCUCUCGCAGUCGUGAGCAUAUAUGCUCAAGAGAAUGCGGCAGAUGAGCAUGGUGUUAUUUUCUCACUUCUCGCUCACCAGCACCAUUCUCAUACAUCAUACAGUGACUCAAAUACAAAAACAGACAGCGAAAUUGUGUAAAUUUUCUGUUCCAACGAUGGAUAAAUCAGACGGUUUGUUGGUAGUA